AUGACUACAUUACCAUCUGCUGCGUCAACCGAUUUGACUUUGCCCAUUGAUGACAAUAGUGAAUUGGGUGAUUUUGAUACUGUAAUGAAAGAAAAUCCGUCGACUGAUAUUAAUCAAUACAAUCGAGCACCAACUUCUUGCUCACUUGAACAUGAUCUACAUCGAUUAGACUUAAGCGAUAGUCCAAAAUGGCUCAGUCGUUCCAGCGAAUCUCCAACUGAUUUCAAAGCUCGUUUGUCUUUGCAUGCGACUAAUAGCAACUUUGAAUCAAACUCUUUUCCGUAUACACCCGUUAUUGUAUUCAUAAAUAAACGUUCUGGUGGCCAACAAGGAGAAAAAAUUUAUCGGAAACUAUUACGAAAACUCAAUCCACGUCAAGUAUUUUUUCUAGAAGACAAUGCUACAAUCACACAUGCUCUUAACAUCUACUCGUCGCUACCUAAUAUCCGUUUUUGCGUAUGUGGAGGUGAUGGAACCGUGGGUUGGAUCCUUGGCCGUCUAGCUGAGGCUUAUCCAUCGAAAAAUAAUCCGCCAGUAAGCAUUUGUCCUUUAGGAACGGGUAAUGAUCUUUCACGCGUAUUAGCUUGGGGCGAACAAUACGAUUCAAAACGUCUUUUUGAUAUGCUCGUACAAAUUCCACAAGCUAAAGUAGUUGCACUCGACCGUUGGGAAGUUCAGCUUGAACAACUCGACGUAACAACAUUGUCUUCACAGACACAAGCAAAGCAAAAGAAAGGAUUUCAAAUCGGUCAUCCAUUUCAAGUGCUAGUCAAGCAUCCGAAAUUUGUUCGCGAAAAAAAGCAAGCCUCCUAUGAACAUCAUCAGAAGUUACCAAAUACACACUUUAUCAAUUACAUGAGUUUCGGUUUAGACGCAGCCAUUACACUAGAUUUUCAUGAUAAACGCACACGUGAUCCAUCGAAAUUUUCGUCACCAUGGAAGAAUAAGCUCAUGUAUGUAAAUAGAAGUUGCAAAUAUUUCAGUGAUUUUGCUCAAGCAAAUAUGUGGAAUCUUGGCUCUUAUAUUCGUUUGAUAUGCGAUGGUCGUGAUCUAACUAAUGCUAUAGGUGAUUGCCAUACAUUAGUCGUACUUAACAUUCCAGGUUAUGCAGCCGGUACGAAUCCGUGGGGAAAAUCUUCAUCGACAAACUCAGUUUUCUUCUAUGGUGAUCAAUCGUCGAUCUUUCAAAGAGAUAAUGAUUCUGCCGAUGCCAAGGUAAUAAGGGCAGUUAAUGUAUUCGGUUCAUUAGCUGCUACACGCGAAGCUAUUAAAUCUGUUACUUUGAAUGAAGAUGAUAUGCAUCAAAUGGCUAGCUCAUCGACAACAGCAAUCUCAACUGUUUGUGUCGAACAACAAGAUUUUGGCGAUCAAAAACUCGAAAUUGUUGGCUUGAAUACUACACAUAUGGCUACAAUUCAUAUGGGUUUUACUGGCAAUCGGAUCACUCAAUGUAAUCAAUUGCGAAUAGAACUGCGCAGUCCAAUGACGGCACAAAUGGAUGGUGAACCAUUCUAUCUUCCUGCUUCAGUAGCUGUCAACAUUAAUCAUGCUGGCCAAGUACUUGUGUUAAAAAAUCAGAACGAAUAG
This is a messenger RNA of Rotaria sp. Silwood1, 1587 nucleotides long. NCBI's taxonomy places the organism in Eukaryota, Metazoa, Rotifera, Eurotatoria, Philodinida, Philodinidae. The record is from the annotation of a GenBank genome assembly.